This is a messenger RNA of Hydatigera taeniaeformis, 1680 nucleotides long. NCBI's taxonomy places the organism in Eukaryota, Metazoa, Platyhelminthes, Cestoda, Cyclophyllidea, Taeniidae. The record is from the annotation of a GenBank genome assembly.
AUGUCUCAGAAUCGCCGUCGACCCCUACCUCGUGAACCCAAUGAUGAGGAGAAGAAUGUAAUCGUGGCUGUGCGGCAUUGUGCUCGUGAAUUGGAUGAUAUGCUUCAGGGUGCGAGGCGGAAAGCUCAAGUUGACGCCAAACUCUUUGCGACGAAAACUGCGGUCUCGCUUUUUCGAGGCGUUGAAUUCUACGCCGAUAUGUAUUCGAAAUUGAAAAUAAAGUCACGCAUGGCUCUCACGAGGUUUUUUCAGCGGUCCCGCGACCUUGAUGAUAUGGUUGAUACCCAAGAGGCAAUUGACGAAACGGAGGAGUGUUGGAAAAGCUUUUUGAUGAAUAUAGAUAAUGAUAUGAAAGGCGACAUCUCAAAGCAGCCUCCUUCUUACCCUGUGAAAGGAAUUGGUGAUUAUAUCGAGCUUUUGGAACCGCGUUUAAUUGAUUGUAGUAGUUUUGAGGAAUGCAACUUGCAACAAACCCUUUCUGAAUAUACAAGUUCGCUCUUGAUAUUUCAACCAGCUUAUUUGCCGGACAUAUCCGUGCGGUGCAGGUUUUCGGAAAUUUCCAAAGUCGUGGCAGAUUUUUACCAGUUGAACGUUGGUUUCGUCGUUAUAACAUGGGGUCCUGAGUCUGCUGUGCGAGCUUGGAGCAAGCACUUGUUGAAGCAUCUAAAGUGGCCUGUUUUAUGGGAUUGUGAAAAUUUCUUCACAUCUUUCCUUUCUUUCAAACGAGGCUGUGCAGCGUUGUGGGCUUCUCAAAUGCUGGAUUUUUGUGCAUACCAAAGCAUCACCUAUAAGCGCUCAAUCCAGCCUCUGCCAAUCGACAUCGAUUGGAGCACUUGGAAUUGGGUGGGUGGUGAAGUUGUGAUCGCAUCCCCAGCUGUCAGCCGUAUGCUCUACAAACGGGAGUUAGAGGCGCGCACUCGGACCUCUUCUGAAGAAAAGGCUGAUGUUUCUCCUCUGCCGAAACGACCUGAUACGGGAUCAAGUUCUCGCAUCUGCUUCAUACAUCGCGCUGAUAACGUAGCUGACAUGGCGCUUCCAGGUAGCAUUUACCAAGCUGCUUUGGUCUGCUUUGCAACCUCACAAAAUAAGAGCGAAUCUGACGUGGUUGAGGAGAUUCGGACCCAUCGACGCCUCGCCACACCUCCGGAGUCGGGUCGGCUGCAAUACGAGGAUGCAACAGGCCUUUACUACGACCCAGAGACAGAGUUGCACUAUGACUCACGUACAGGCUACUUUUACGACGCUGUGCGGCGUACCUACUACUAUUGGUCGGCGGAAUCUCACCGUUACGUGCCAGCAAAUGAAUUAGUCCGUGCACAGCAAGCAGAGGCUCACAAACUACGACUGGAGGCGGCGCAACAAGCAGCACUUCGCGCAGUACGUGAACAGGAAGCGGCGCGAGCUGCCGGAGCACGAGUUGCCGCACAACUGGCCGCAUUGCGUGCUGAAAAGGACGAGUACGCCAGCUACGCCUACGCUACCUGCCUUUUCGAACCAGCCGAUGAUCCCAUUGCUGCUGUUCACUCCUCUUCCAGUGCUGGCAUCCAAGAGUCUCUACGUCUUCUUGGUGGUAGCAUUUCAACCACCACCGCCUCCGCUGCUGCUGCUCCUGGAACCUCAUUAACCAAUCACGAGAGCUCUCUUUAUCCUCCCGGCUGUCCUCCACCGCCUGGUACCUAA